Rodentolepis nana is the source of this 804-nucleotide messenger RNA. Lineage: Eukaryota; Metazoa; Platyhelminthes; Cestoda; Cyclophyllidea; Hymenolepididae. The record is from the annotation of a GenBank genome assembly.
AUGUAUCCUAUUACUCCAGCUUCUGGUGUUGACAAUAAAUCCAUCAACGAAAUUGAGGAAUUCGCAGAAUUCCAUCAUUCUCAGAAGAAGCGUGGUUUUAGAUACGAACUGCGCGAAGAUCGUCAAAGAGAAUUUGUUCGAUCUGUUGCUCAUUUGGAAGGUCUCAAGUACCAACUUCUCUCUUUUCUCUCUCCACACCAACAAUCGGCACUUGGAUUUGCUGAGGACAGACCACAUUCCUCGGCUGAGGUUCAAGAUACGUCAAGGAGCCCAAUUUUACCGAUCCCUAAAGCGCCUCGACCGCCUCCGAGAUUCCCUGUUGAUGCUGGAGACAUCAGCAAUCUUCCCGGAAUGAAGUCCUUGCAGGCAGAAAUACUAUCGUUACGUGAAGAGAUCCGCCGAAUUCCAGGUGUAACUAAAGCCGGAAUACCCACAACAGAAAUCCAGUCUGCAGUCAAUACCAAAACCACUACCUUAACAAACCGGAUCGAAGGUCUCCAAGGUCUCAAAAACGAAAUAAUUGAUGAAGUUAAAGGAGAGCUGCACACCUUUGCUUGCCAAUUGAUGCAAUUUAUGAGUCAACAACGACUACAGGAAGAAAUCAGCAGUGAGAUCUCCUCGGAAGCCGAAACCAUUCCCGGAGUUAGAGUAGCGAAUCCAAUCACUCAUCCCACUCUCUCACGGGCACCUGCUAUCGAUCGGGCCCGCAUAGGAGGGGUUUCCGUGAAGUAUGCGGCUAGUGACACCUCAAAGAUGUCCUUGGCGUUGCCAAAGCGUGUUCAUUCCAAGCAGCAAAAUCGUUAA